AUGGCAGCUAAUGGACAAGUCUUUCAAGAUGCGCAGAGUCAGGAGGAGACCCAGGUCUAUGACAGUGACCCGAUGGAUGUCGAAAAGGUAAAUGAGGAGGAAGUGCCGCUGACGCAGGCUGAUGGUGCAAAUGAUGAGCCUGAGGAGGAGACGCAGAACCAUGACUCUGUUGUGCAGGUUCCUGCAAGCGAAGCUGAGGAGGUUUGUGCGAGCCCGGCUAAGGAGAACGAACCCGAAGCCUCGAAGCAGCUGGUGCAGCCAGACCCCUCGCGAGGCUUCAGGCCACUUCCUGCAGGGGCAGCAUCGGUGGAGGGCAUUGGUUGGAAGGACCUUCGCGAGAUGGGCCAAGGUGCCGACCAGUACUGCAGCACUUGCAGAGCUCAUGUGGACCCUGCUCCAGAGAAGCGGGUUUUCAAGAAGGGCCACCACCAGUGGCAAUGCAGGACGUGCCACAACGUGACCACUUUGCUGUACAAGAGGAUGGAUAUGAAAAAUCUCCAAGGAUGGAAGGACCUCAGCGAAGCUCAGGUGCAGCGCUUCUACCAGGAAGCUGGGAAAUGUCUUGCCUUGGGGCAGCGGUCAUGCUUUGGUAAGAUCCAGGGCUGCCUCAUCGACAGCGUCACCCAAAGCGAAGUGCACCGUCAAGAAACCAAUGUCAAAGGAGAAUUUCUCCCAUUGAGUGUGUGGGCGUCCAAAGGUUACAACACAGAGGCCAUAGAGGCCAAAGCUGAGAAGCGCAAGAGCGACAUGUUUGGAUGGGUCUACCGCGUCAAUGUGCUGUCAAUUAACUACUCCCAUAUUGAAGAAGAGUGUCGCCAGCGUGUGCUGCAAGCGACCCGCAAAGUGGGACAGUCGAAACCCGCUGGCAAGGCCAAGGGCAAAGGCAAGAACAUUGCGGAUGGUGCAGCUGCUGCCGGCAAUGGAGAGCAGAGCGGUGCCACACCGCAGGCCCUCGAGGACGUGAUGAUGAUCGAUUCGGACUGGGAUUCCAUUUCCAGUUCCGGUGAGCAGCCUGCUCGCCGUGGGGGAGGAAGCAAGGCCAAGCCUUCCAAGUCCAAGGCUGCUAAGCCGAAGGUGAAGGUGACGGCCGAAGAGAAGAAGGAAGCUCGCACGGCCAACAACCCUCACCUUGGCAAUGCGAGGAAGGCUUUGCGUCUCUUGGAGCCGGUCAUCAAGGACUGCAAGUCGAUCCUCAAGUGCACCAGCUGUCCCGAGGAUUUGAAGGAGGAGCUGCAAGCUGCUCAGCAGAUCGUCAAAGAUGCCACCAAGUUCAAGUCUGCUGCACAGGAGCUAGCCAAGAACAUCAAGAGCAAGACGGAGAGCACUCGCAGUAUGGAUCAGCUUCUCAGCAAGAUGGAUGACACUGCCUUGGCGAAUCUGAAGAAGGCGGCCGAGGAACGCCUGUCAGCAACUGACGUGGAAUAG
This is a messenger RNA of Cladocopium goreaui, 1425 nucleotides long. NCBI's taxonomy places the organism in Eukaryota, Dinophyceae, Suessiales, Symbiodiniaceae. The record is from the annotation of a GenBank genome assembly.